Messenger RNA from Labrus mixtus (cuckoo wrasse), 1016 nucleotides. RefSeq names its product histone H2B 1/2. The coding region runs from base 27 to 401 and encodes 124 amino acids. Gene Ontology annotation, cellular component: nucleosome. The record is from RefSeq and is a predicted model, not a curated record. The transcript has a single exon. Gene Ontology annotation, molecular function: protein heterodimerization activity; structural constituent of chromatin; DNA binding. Lineage: Eukaryota; Metazoa; Chordata; Actinopteri; Labriformes; Labridae.
AGCGUAGGUUGCAGUUCCGCAUCAUCAUGCCUGAACCAGCAAAAUCCGCCCCCAAAAAGGGCUCGAAGAAAGCCGUCUCCAAGACCGUUAGCAAGACCGGCAAGAAGAGGAGAAAGACCAGGAAGGAGAGCUAUGCCAUCUACGUGUACAAGGUCCUGAAGCAGGUUCACCCCGACACCGGGAUCUCCUCCAAGGCUAUGGGCAUCAUGAACUCCUUCGUGAGUGAUAUCUUUGAGCGUAUCGCCGGGGAGGCUUCCCGUCUGGCUCACUACAACAAGCGCUCCACCAUCACCUCCAGGGAGAUCCAGACUGCUGUCCGUCUGCUGCUACCCGGAGAGCUGGCUAAGCACGCCGUGUCUGAGGGCACCAAGGCUGUCACAAAGUACACCAGCUCCAAGUAAACCCGCUUCUCUGCCAAGCAAACCCAACGGCUCUUUUAAGAGCCACCCACUUGGUCUGAAGAGUAAAUGUUCCGCUUCAGUGUCGUACUGUAAAACUGUUGCGUUAAUAUGAUGUUACGCAGAUAAUGAUUUUGACUGCGUGUUUGUCACUACCUAGACAAUAUUCACAGGAGACUCCUUAUGAUCUAUUAGGACCAAUUUUUCUGAAACACCUGGAUGUAUGAACUUGUGAACAAAGUUGAGGCUGCAUGCAGCAUCGAGCUGUCUAAAGACUGGCUGAUGGUAGAAAUCAAGUGCACUCCUACCAGAGUACAGUCAUUAAUGUUUGUGUCUGAUGCACUGUUUAUGUAAGGUGUUUCAAAUGAAAGCUGUAUCUUGAAAGUCUAAAGAGAAUGUGAAGAUACUAAAUUGAUUUUCAAAUAAAUCAAUCUGAACAUAACAGUCUGUCUUUGUCAUGGAAGCAGGUAACAUUUGUUUUUAACCUUUUUUUUGGUGUGUACCAGGAUGUAAACAUGCUUCCCCAGUAAAAAUGGGAGUGGACUGUCGAUGAAAUUGCAUGCUUUAACACAAACUUUCUCAUGUAUAAUUUUAAAAAUUAAAACAUUUAUUACUGUG